Molecule: messenger RNA, 4928 nt
Organism: Condylura cristata (star-nosed mole)
Lineage: Eukaryota; Metazoa; Chordata; Mammalia; Eulipotyphla; Talpidae
Gene: FRMPD1
Product: FERM and PDZ domain containing 1
Exons: 16
Coding region: 73-4800 (1575 amino acids)
Cellular component (GO): cytoskeleton
Molecular function (GO): protein binding
Source: RefSeq, a predicted model, not a curated record
GGGCAGGCCUUGGGCAAGAUCCAGGAAGACUUCCAAGGGCGAUUGGCAUUUGAACUGAGCCCUAAUGGGUAAAUGGAGGAACUAGAGACCAGUUUCUUUCAGACACGGAAGGCACACAGAAUAGAACAAAUGGUGGCAAGAUGGCUUCGGCGGUCUCGGGACAGCUCAGCCCGGGCUAAAGUUGCUGUAGCCGAUGGUCCUCCCGGGAUCCCGACCCAGACCCUCAUCCCUGUGAAACACACAGUGAAAAUAGACAAAGAUGCAGUCCUCCAGGACUAUGGAUUCCACAUUUCUGAGAGCCUGCCCCUCACAGUGGUUGCUGUCACAGCAGGGGGCUCUGCUCACGGCAAGCUUUUCCCUGGUGAUCAGAUCCUCCAGAUGAAUAACGAGCCUGCUGAAGACCUUUCCUAUGAGCAAGCAGUCACUCUUCUGAGGGAAGCUGAAGAUUCUCUUUCAAUCACAGUUGUUCGCUGCACAUCGGGAGUCCCCAAGUCAUCCUUCCUGACUGAGGAGAAGAGAGCCAGACUGAAAAUUAACCCUGUAAAGGUGCACUUUGCUGAGGAAGUGCUUGUCAGUGGACACAGCCAGGGUAACUCUCUGCUGUGUAUGCCCAACGUGCUCAAACUGUAUCUGGAGAAUGGACAGACCAAGGCUUUCAAGUUUGAAGCAAACACAACCGUGAAGGACAUCAUCCUCACUGUGAAGGAAAAGCUGUCAAUCCGAAGUACGGAGUACUUUGCCCUGGUCCUGGAGGAACAGUACAGCAUCUCUCGGCUGCACCUGCUGCACGAAGAGGAACUUAUCCAGCAGGUGGUAGAAAGAGAGGAGUCUCAUGACUGCCGCUGCCUCUUCAGGGUGUGUUUUGUUCCCAAGGACCCCCUGGACCUCCUGAAAGAAGACCCUGUGGCCUUUGAAUACCUCUAUCUGCAGAGCUGUAGCGAUGUGCUCCAGGAGCGCUUUGCAGUGGAAAUGAAAUGUAGCUCUGCUCUCCGACUUGCUGCCCUGCACAUCCAGGAGCGGAUCUACGCGUGCGCCCAGCCGCAGAAGAUCUCCUUGAAAUACAUAGAGAAAGACUGGGGAAUAGAGAACUUUAUAUCUCCAACCUUACUCCGGAACAUGAAAGGCAAAGACAUCAAGAAAGCUAUUAGCUUCCACAUGAAGAGGAACCAGAAUUUGCUGGAACCCCGACAGAAGCAACUUAUUUCUGCUGCCCAGCUACGUUUAAAUUAUCUUCAGAUCCUUGGGGAACUCAAGACAUAUGGUGGGAAAAUCUUUAAUGCUACUUUAAUGUUACAGGAUAGAGAGUCCUACAUUGCCCUUCUAGUGGGAGCCAAGUAUGGGAUUAGCCAAAUUAUCAAUAGCAAACUCAACAUCAUGUCCACGAUGGCAGAGUUUGCUAACAUCAGUCGGGUAGAGCUGACAGAAGAGUCUGAGAAAGUGAGCAUGGUCAAAGUGUAUCUUCAAGACAUCAAGGUUCUCACUUUGCUGCUGGAAUCCAAUAGUGCAAAAGACCUAGCCUGCCUGAUUGCUGGGUACUACAGGCUCUUUGUGGACCCGGUCACCUCCAUUUUCCUCUGGCCGGGAAACAAACAAGUUCACCGCAUAUCUGCUGAAGAAGGCUAUGAAUCCAGGGCGUGCAGUGACUCAGAGGAGUCCUCCGAAGUGGACUGCGUGCUGGAGCCCCUCUCGGAGAGACGCCUGCUGAAGCCAGGCCUCAGCAGACCACUCAUGAAAGAGGAGCAGCCUCCCGGGGACAGCCUCCGGCCUGAGGUGACCAGGAGAGGCCCGAGCACCUGCGGGGCCAGCAGCACGACGGACAGUGCUGAGUCCGAGGCCUCUGACUCCGCAAACACCGAGAGCCGAGGCUGCAGGACCAGUGGCUCGAGCGAGUCCAUGGAUGCCCUGGAAGAAGACGACCUGGACGCCUGCUCCUCCAGCAGGUCCGGUUUCUUCCACUUUAGCUCGCCAGGCUUUCCGGAGAGUCUCGAUGCCAAUGGCCAAGAGGAGCGAGGCAGUAUGGGAACUAGUGGCUUCCUCUAUCUCCUGGACCUGGCCCCCAGGGACAGCGCUCAGUGCCAGAAGGAGUUUUCUGAGAGCUCCGCUCCCGAACCAUUCAGCUGGGGGCAAGAACUAAGUGUGGUCAGGCUGGACCCCCGGCUGUAUGAGGGCAGCCGGACUGACUACUAUAACCUGUGCUCUAGUGUCUCCCCGGCCAGCCACCUGAGCGAUAGCUCGGGGAGCACAGCUUCCCAGCAGGGGGACGCCCCACCAGCCUGGGCCCAGCAGGGCUGGACUGAGCCCCAACCCAGGUCCACGCUGGAAGCCCUGGGCCCACACCUGCCCCUGGCCUUUGAGGAUGGCAGCUCAGAUGAGGAAUACUACGAUGCUGCCGAUAAGCUCACACCUCCAGAUGCCCUCUCAGGUCCCAGAGCUGUUUUUUCUGUAGGACUCAAUGCCACGGGCUUGCAGAAGAAAGCAGGUGAUUGCGGCCCCAACGACAGCCUGAAUCCUGGGCCAGAUGGAAGAGAGCCGAGCAGACGAGGAAUGGUGAAAAAGUAUGCCAAGACCCUGAGGAAAAGAAGGUCUUUCCUACAGACUGAUUACACCUGCCAGGUGUCAUUUCCCAUGGUGCCAUCAAGCUCCCUGGAACGUGUGGGUGAUGUGUGCUACUAUGACAGGCAGCCCUAUCUAACCCUUAGUGCCCCCUCCCCAACUGUGUCCUCUUUACAGGACAUGCAAGGUGAGCCUGGCCUCCUGGAGACUAAGGUCUUGGGGCUGUUGGCUCCCCUGAGGGAGGCCAAGACCAAAACUCCAGCUUCCCGGGUCAUGGAGAUGGAGCCCGAGACGAUGGAGACCAAGUCGGUCAUUGACUCUCGAGUGUCUUCUAUUUCUGCCAUUCGCCUCCGAGUUGACCCCACCCGUAAAGAGAAAGCUGGGGUCACUCCUCACACUGCCACUAUCACCGCUUCCCAGGCUAGUAACUCUCGCUGUCCCGAUCCGGAUCCCUCUGACCCAGAUACUGGUCAGGCAGGACUUUCCCAAACCUUGUCUCCACCUCAGGAUUUGGAUGGCAACGCCCCCCGUGAACUCAUCAGAGAGCCCUGGCACAGCGCCUCCUCUCCCUCCAGUGCUGACCUGAACUCAGACACAGUCUGCCUGGCCAUCAGCCCAGGGCCACAAACUGUCUCUCAAGGAGAUACACCAGGACUAGGAGGAGUCCCGCUGGAAACAGGAUUAGGACUUGCAAACCAUAUGCAAGAAGCUUCCCCCACGCACACAGAACCUUUGCUGUCUCCUCAAGGCAGUCCUAGAAGUGGAGAAUGUGAAGUAAAUUCAGCAGAGAAGAUGGAAUCUUUCCCUACAGAGGAGGAGCAACAAGGACAGCUCUCUUUGGAAAGUGAAGGAGAAUUUGCAAACAAAAAUGGCACCAGCCUAUUUCAUGACAAAGCUGGGAAGGAAUCAGGUGUCCCUGACGGCGACACAUUGAAUGCUGUUGCUCAGACUAUUGAUGUGACCGCCCGAGCUGGUCGAGUAAUAAUCUCCCUGUCCUUGGAGUCUCCCGUUACAGGGACUGAACACACUCAACCACAUUCCCCGGGAGAGCUCCACAGGUACAGCGGACAAAUCCCAGGCCAAACGUGCCAGACCCGAGAACAGAAGCCAUUGGCAGAGUUAGAUUUAGGCCCUGGCUUCUUGCAUGGGGACCAGACUGUUCUGUCAGCCUCCCUUCUGGAUGGGCUCAAGGCAGAGCCACUUAACCGAGCCAUGGGGGAAGACACGAUCCCUGGGGACAGUCCUGAGCAGGUCUGUUCUGAUUCAGAGCCUCCUCUGCCAAAGCCGUUAGCAUGCCCCCAACAGGAGUCCCACUUAGAAGACCCAGACCACUGUUCUCUCUCAGAAAGCAAAGAUAAAAGCCAUAGCAUCUGUCUUCCUGCUGAGAAGUCUUUCCUGUGCUUUGCCCCAGAAAGCCAUCCUGACGUUUCAGUGGGGCUCAGGAUGGCUGCGUCUUUGGGUUUUGCUGGUGUGAAUGAGACGGUGGCCCCCAGGAUUGGGUUGGAGCAGUGCAGCUGCCAGUUCUCCUAUGCCACCUGCUUCCGAGGCCUGCAGCUAGAGACAGAGGAAGAAGAUGGGGACUCACAAGCACACCCCACAGCCCCCCUCACCUCGCCACCCUCUGCAGGAAGUCAGCUGGCCCUCCCAUGGAGGUCAGCCAGGGCCCACAGCUGCAGCACUGAGCCCCUGUUGAGAAACAGCCACAUCUGGCCAGAGUACUGCUCCAGGACUCUGAGACAGCUGAAAACUGCCCCUGCCAGCACCCCUGAGGGCUUCAUCCAGCUCAACGACAGCCUGCUGGAACUACAAGACAUCUUAGAAGCUUCCUGGGGGAACGGCAACAAACAUCACCCAGAGAAGUGCACCUGGCAUUUUUCUGAAAGCCGGAGCCAGCUCUGCCUGGGCUCCCAGAAGCUCCUGUCGAGCUGUCAGCACGUGAUCAGAAUGGACCAGUCCCCUGAAGAGAUGCAGCGUGCUGUGCGUGACACCUUCCUGCACCUGGUCCAGCUGGCCGGCCUGUGCUUCCAGUUCACGGACUGCAGCCGCUGCUCUGCCCGGCACAGGGAAACGGCAGGGAACCUGAGGGACGUGGUGUGCACCUACCACCAGUUUGUGGAGGCUGCUAAGCUGACCUGUGAGAGAGGCUACCAUGACCUGAGUGUGAAGCUCCUGGCCCGUCAGUGCACGGCCCUCACGGCUGCCGUGUUCUGUUUGACCCAGAAGUUCCGGGCAUCUACUGUACUGUGAACAGGUUGGCUGCCUCGAUCCCCUGCCCUGUCCUGGACACUUCUCUGAGAAGCCCCAUCCACUCCCCCACUCACCUUCUCAAAUGUUUACUAUUUAAAGUAUUCAAAUAAACUGCUGCUUAACCUUGG